This is a messenger RNA of Poecilia latipinna (sailfin molly), 4109 nucleotides long. RefSeq names its product WD repeat domain 26b (gene wdr26b). Gene Ontology annotation, biological process: proteasome-mediated ubiquitin-dependent protein catabolic process. NCBI's taxonomy places the organism in Eukaryota, Metazoa, Chordata, Actinopteri, Cyprinodontiformes, Poeciliidae. Gene Ontology annotation, cellular component: GID complex. Gene Ontology annotation, molecular function: protein binding. Bases 505 to 2337 code for a protein of 610 amino acids. The transcript has 14 exons. The record is from RefSeq and is a predicted model, not a curated record.
UAUCUUCUAUUUUGUCAAAUAUUUAAUUAUUAUGCUAACUAUGUUCCCAUGCACCACCCAUGGAUUAUAUUCUACUCGGAAGCCUGCUAGUGUAGGAAUUUCCGGCUACGUCAGGGCGUCAGGACUCCAUUAGAGUUGCAGCUGUUUUGAGAGAAACAUCAACAAAAACGAGCUGACAUUAGGCUCUGAGUCUGGCAACAAGGCCUUCAAUCUGGAAGCAUAACCUACAUUUCCCACCCGGAGCUUCGCCGGUUUCUAACCACGGCCGCUCUCGGUGAGGAAACUCUGGCCUCCGCUUCCUCCUCCUCCGACUCGGACACCGGCGGAGCGUCGCCGCCCCCGCGGAAGAAACACCGAGCCUCGGCGGCGGAGGGAGCAGGAGAGCCCGGGGCUUCAGCCGUUGUAACAGGCCUCUCUGGAGUUGUCCUAGGACUUGCCGCACACUCUCAAACCACCUCUACCAUUCACUUUAAUCGAAGUGUCGUUAACAACUUUAGCAACAGCAUGCAGUCAAACGGGGCAAGUCAGGGACAAGAAUCCUCUGAGCUUCCCUGCCUGAACAGCGCACAAAACGGGGAGUCAUCAUCCUCGGCCGGUGGAAACCACUCAAACGGGCUUCUGUCCAACGCGGACAACGGUAACGGUGUCGGUACCAGUAACGGGUCUUCGGUUGGACCUUGUUCGGGGACUUCGGCUACCUCCACGGCCUCGGGUUCGGAGGUGGGCUCGUUGAAAAAGAAGAAACGGCUGUCGCAGACUGAGGAAGAUGUCAUACGAUUAAUAGGACAACAUCUCCACGGACUAGGGCUGAAUCAGACGGUGGACCUGCUGAUGCAGGAAUCAGGCUGCAGACUGGAGCACCCUUCAGCGUCCAAAUUCCGCAACCACGUCAUGGAAGGGGAGUGGGACAAGGCUGAGAAUGAUCUCAACGAGCUGAGAGCACUGAUGCAUUCUCCCAACGCCAUUGUGCGUAUGAAGUUCCUGUUGUUGCAACAGAAGUACCUAGAGUAUCUGGAGGACGGCAAGGUCCUGGAGGCUCUGCAGGUUCUCCGGGGAGAGCUGACGCCGCUCAAGUACAACACGGACCGGAUCCACGUCCUCAGCGGGUACCUAAUGUGUAGCCAUGCCGACGACCUCCGAGCCAAGGCAGAGUGGGAGGGCAAGGGCACAGCCUCUCGCUCCAGGCUCCUGGAUAAAUUACAGACGUACCUGCCCCCAUCCGUGAUGCUGCCUCCUCGGCGACUACACACUUUGCUGCGGCAAGCGGUGGAACUGCAGAGGGAUCGCUGUCUUUAUCACAACACCAAGCUGGACAACAACCUGGAUUCAGUCUCCCUUCUCCUCGAUCAUGUCUGCAGCAGGAAACAGUUUCCCUGUUACACCCAGCAGAUUCUGACAGAGCAUUGUAAUGAAGUGUGGUUCUGCAAAUUCUCAAACGAUGGCACCAAACUAGCGACUGGCUCCAAAGACACGACUGUCAUAAUCUGGCAAGUGGACCCGGAGAGCCACCAACUGAAGCUGCUGCGAACCCUGGAAGGGCACGCAUACGGCGUCUCCUACUUAGCCUGGAGUCCUGACGACACCUACCUGAUCGCCUGUGGACCUGACGAUUGCUCUGAGCUCUGGCUCUGGAAUGUCCAGACGGGGGAGCUGCGGACCAAGAUGUCCCAGUCCCACGAAGACAGUCUUACCAGUGUGGCCUGGAAUCCUGACGGCAAACGCUUUGUCACCGGUGGACAAAGGGGGCAGUUUUAUCAGUGUGACCUGGACGGGAACUUGUUGGACUCGUGGGAGGGGGUGAGAGUUCAGUGCCUGUGGUGCCUGAGCGAUGGGAAGACUGUGCUGGCCUCGGACACCCAUCAGCGUAUCAGAGGGUACAACUUUGAGGACCUCACAGACAGAAACAUAGUUCAAGAGGACCACCCUAUCAUGUCUUUUACCGUUUCAAAGAACGGUAGAUUAGCUUUGUUAAAUGUAGCAACUCAGGGAGUGCACCUGUGGGAUCUUCAAGAUCGGGUGCUUGUGAGGAAGUACCAAGGUGUGACCCAGGGCUUCUACACCAUCCACUCCUGCUUUGGAGGACACAACGAAGACUUCAUCGCCAGUGGCAGCGAAGACCAUAAAGUGUACAUCUGGCAUAGGCGUGGCGAACUUCCUAUUGCCGAGCUCACAGGCCAUACACGCACCGUUAACUGUGUGAGCUGGAACCCAGCCAUCCCGGGCCUCAUGGCGUCCGCCUCGGACGACGGCACAGUGCGCAUCUGGGGUCCCGCUCCAUUUCUCGAUUCGCAAGAGGCAGACGGACUCAACGAAAACAGCAGUAACAUGGACAGUUGAUGGUGACCUACCGAGCAGAUGACGUCUCAAUUUGACAACAACCCAAGAAUCCUACAGUGUAACAAAACGUAAAUGGGCAAAUACAAUUUGAUAUCACCAGAGAGAAAGCGAAGAAAAACCCAACAAAUGUCACCGACCCAUCUGAGAAAACAAAAAGCAAGAAAAAUAUGGCUCCAGAACCGGCCUAGACAAAUGGUGGACAUGACGACAGACUCCCUGGAAUUUUGGGUCCGCAUCCACACAAAAAAAAAAAAUUUGGAUCCCUUUUCUAAAGGCCUGGAAAGUCAGUCAGAAUUCAGCAGGAUCUUCCUCUGAUGAACUGUAACAGCUGUUCUCCUCACUUCUAACUGACCCCCCCCCCUCGUCCUCCAUUUUGCUCCGGUGUCAGUAGACAUGCCAGCUCUUUGCAAGUAUCUGAGGAAAUCCACUUCCACCCUGAGCCUGGGGCCCGCUGCAUCCUCGCGAUGCCUCCAGACGGACGGGGCGGACCAGCCCCUCUCCUUGCCGGACUACAGCCGUCUGCCCGUUUGUCUCAGACUCUCUAAUGUCUCUAUGGACAUGGGUGGGGGAACUUGUUGUUGAGAGAGGAGGAUGGUGCGUGUGGGGCGGGGGAGGGCUAUAGUAGGUCAUCUGUGUGUGUGUUGUUUUUUUUUUUUUUUUUUCCCUUUUUCCCCUUUUUACUUGCUAAAUUCUUCAGCUGAAAAUUCACGGUGAAACCAUCAACAGACCAGCUGAUAAAGAACACCGAUAGGCUAUGCUAACUGUUUGAAGUUUUUUUUUUUUUUUUUUUAAUGAUAGUCAUAGUGUUCAUUCUUGUUUAAGAGGCAAACCCUUGCUCAUGUAGUGCCCAAGGAAAACUUCAGCGUGAAGAUUCCACGUUCUGUUUCUCAGCUUUAGGAGGGGGGAAAAAAAACUUUUUAUUCCCCUUAUUUAACAUCCGUCACGGACAGCUCCCCCAUUCCCUCCCUCCUGUCGAGCUAGCCUGUGCACAACUCCGUUAAAUCUACCUAGGAGGAGGACAGAGUGAUCCACAGGUUACAUAUCCACUGUGAGGGGGUCACACACUGGUGGCGAGGUGUGCUUUCCAUCAUCGAGACACGUGUGUGUAUAUAUAUAUAUAUAUGUAUGUGUGUAUAUAUAUAUAUAUAUAAACCAAGACCUUUCUCAGAAAGAGACGCUUUCAGACGUGGAGUGCAACUUCAUUUGCACGCUUAGUGACUGCUGUCCCUCCUGUGUGAGAGUGGAUGAGUGCGAGUGUGAGUAAUAGUGACAAGAGUGUUUUUUUUGCAUGCACACAGUAGAGCGAGAGUGGACAUUAUUGGGUGCAGAUUUAAUUGGCGCGUGUUUUAUUUUGUUGGUUUUUUUUUUUUUUUUUGUAUGUGUGCAAAUCACACCAGCAGAAGAUUCUCUCCCUUCCUCUCCCCUCAUCCCCUUGUUUUCAUAGUAAAAUUGUUCCAGAUUUUAAACCAAUUCUGAGUUAUCCAAAGCCCCAUAGGGACCUCUAUGUCUGUGGGACAAAAAAAAAAGACAUUUUGUAAAAAAAAAAAAAAAAAAGAUUUUUUUUUUUUUUUAAUGUGGGGCUUUCAUUUUUACAUUAGAAUGUGUUUUGUCCUCAACGAUGCAGCAUUCAAAUGGCACUGAUAUGUUGACAUAAGAUUCGUUGGGUGAAGCGAAGCAAAAUACAAAAAAAGAAAAAAAUGAAUGCAAUUUAAGUGAGACACCAGAAAGAGGCUGAAAGUUUGUAAAGGCAUGGGCCGGUACGAGAUUCUGUG